AUGGGUUUCUCGGCUCCUAAAUUCUUCACCAUCUUUGUGUUGCUCUGUCUUGCCCUCCUAUUUUUCACCACACAGGAGGUACAAGCAGAUAUUUGUAAAAGGCGUAGCAGAACAUGGAAAGGGCCUUGUCUUGACAACAAAAGCUGUAGAGAUCAGUGCGUUAACGUGGAACACGAAAACGCUAUAUUCGGGGGUUGCCACCAAGAUGGCUUUGGUUUUGCGUGUUUCUCAUCAAGCAUGGCUUCCUUUGCUCCUAAGUUCUCAACCAUCUUUGUGUUUAGCCUCCUCCUUUUCUUCAUAUGGGAGGUACAAGCAGGAGAACCUUGUCAAUGUCGUAGCAAAACAUGGUUUGGGCCUUGUUUUGAUUCGAAUGGCUGCAAAAAUCAAUGCAUAAAUCAGGAACAGGCUAAUUUUGGGGCAUGUCACCGUCAGGGCAUUGGAACAGCGUGCUUCUGUUACUAUACGUGUGGAACUCAACCUUGCUAG
Messenger RNA from Abrus precatorius (Indian licorice), 486 nucleotides. RefSeq lists its product as uncharacterized. Gene Ontology annotation, biological process: defense response. Lineage: Eukaryota; Viridiplantae; Streptophyta; Magnoliopsida; Fabales; Fabaceae. The record is from RefSeq and is a predicted model, not a curated record. The transcript is spliced from 5 exons. Bases 1 to 486 code for a protein of 161 amino acids.